This is a messenger RNA of Toxorhynchites rutilus septentrionalis, 1569 nucleotides long. RefSeq lists its product as uncharacterized. The record is from RefSeq and is a predicted model, not a curated record. The transcript has a single exon. NCBI's taxonomy places the organism in Eukaryota, Metazoa, Arthropoda, Insecta, Diptera, Culicidae. The coding region runs from base 1 to 1569 and encodes 522 amino acids.
AUGUAUCGACAGAUCCUAUUGCGUCAGCCGUUUCGUCGAUAUCAGCUCAUCCUCUGGCGUCCUAGUCCAAACCAGCCAAUUGCUACGUACGAACUGAACACUGUAACGUACGGUUUCGCGUCAUCACCAUUCUUAGCUACACGCACCCUUCAGAAAAUCGCGCAGGACGCAAGUGAUAUCCAUCCAGCCGCAUCCGCGGUAGCCCAGAAGGAUUUCUACGUGGAUGAUUUCCUGUCUGGUGCCGACACCGUUGAAUCCGCUAUCCAAAUACGCCAAGAAAUGACUGCCAUGCUUUCAGCAGCAGUUUUCCCGUUGAAGAAGUGGGCUUCAAACUCACCAGAAAUCCUAGUUGAUAUUCCCGAAGAAGACCUAGCCUUUGCACCGUACCAUGAUCUCCAGGACGAUCAAUCCGUUUCCACACUCGGACUCAUCUGGGAACCGAGAAUCGACAUGAUGAGUUUCAAGGUUCAAUUUCCACUGCCAGCAUCUGUUUUAACUAAGCGGAAGAUUAUGUCGUACGUGGCGCAGAUUUUUGACCCACUUGGCCUGGUGGGACCAAUCAUAGUCAUCGCCAAACUCUUCAUGCAGCGUCUAUGGGCAUUGAAAACCGAAGCUGGAGAUUCAUAUGAGUGGGAUCGUCCUCUUCCUCCACGUUUGCAAUCCAAGUGGAAGGAGUUCCACGAAACGUUAGAUACUAUCGCAUCUCUUCGAAUUCCACGCUGUGUAACCGUAGCAAACGCAACCUCAUUCCAACUCCAUUUCUUUUCCGAUGCCUCACAGAAGGCUUACGGAGCAUGUUGUUAUGUCCGCUCAGAAUCCGCUGGGGUUGUUCGUGUCCAAUUGCUGACUUCCAAGUCCAAAGUAGCACCGCUGGCCAAACAACAAACCAUCGCACGUCUGGAGUUAUGUGGGGCUGUACUCGCAUCCAAUCUCUAUAAAAAGGUGGCCCAUUCCAUUCCGAAACCUGCUGAAUUCUUCUGUUGGACAGAUUCGUCAACUGUAUUACAUUGGUUGGAGUCUUCGCCGUCCCGAUGGAAAACUUUCGUAGCUAAUCGGGUAGCUAUGAUUCAAGAAGCUACAGAAUCCUGCCACUGGAACCAUGUUUCCGGAACAUCCAAUCCAGCUGAUCCCCUCUCUCGUGGCGUCAAUCCAAUCGAUCUCAAACAACUUCCCAUUUGGUGGAACGGUCCGAACUGGUUAUCCCUGCCACCAUCCGAUUGGCCUGUUAACGAAAUGCCAUCCCUUGACCCACAUUGGAUGUCGGAGGCCAAAAACAACGUAACCAUGAUAGCCACACUCAAUUCCAACUUUUCCGAUAAAUUAUUCAGCCGAUACUCCUGCUUCAGCAAACUUCGUCGAUUUAUUGCAUACUGGAUGCGAUAUUUCCGUGCCCUGAAAGCCGCCGUCAAGAAGACCACCAUCGAACCUUUUGAGACCUUAACAACUGACGACCUCCGUGAUGCAGACAUCGCCCUUUCUCGGCUAGCCCAGCGCGAAUCAUUUCCAGAAGAAAUGUCCAAUCUUAUAUCCGGGGAACGUAUUCCUACAUCGUCAGCAUUGAAGUGGUAA